GUUUCGCAUGGCGCAGGUCCCGCCUACACCCGUCAUCAAACCACUUCGGGGAGGAAGUCGGCGAGAGGAGGCUACCAGGAGACCACCUGUGAAAUGUGGUGUCAGGAUGUCAAGGGUGUGCCCACCCUUCAGUGUGGUGCCAAAUUUGGCACACCAAAGGUACCCGCAUCCUACUCACAGGGCGCCCUUUCAGGUCCAAAAGCCCCAGCAGAUAGCGCUGCGCUGCCAUUGCUGUUGAGUACUUUGAACACGGCUUUGGCCGAUGCCGUCCCUGUGAAAGUGAAUGAACUCUUCCUCACAGCCUUUUACUCCCCAAGCGCCAUGGCGGAGGUUCCACAGUCCUCCGAAGCUCAUGUGAAUGCCAAAUCUUUUGAGAAUUUGGAUGUUCAUGUGUAUUCCCAGGACGUGUUUGCCCCAAACGAGGUUUUGGACCCCUUGGAAGUUUCUGCAAUUGACACGAUGCAUGAUGCCUUGGUAGAUGCCACGAAGAUUUUGCGAAACCCAGAUCCUGGAUUUUGGCGGUAUGGCUUCUACCUGUCGUCGUCUUUGCAUAUUUUGCAUGGGCUCCAAGCCUCUCCAACUUCGGAGGACAAGGACCUUGACAUCUUGCAGCUUCCCCCAGCUGAUGAUUCACUGCUUGGCCCUGAAGCUCCAUUUGAGCGCAGCACCUAUGUAGGUGUCAUCAUGUUUGGAAGCCGCAUGGUAUUGCCAGCAGGCUUGGGUCUAAGCACUGGACCCCAAGAAUGCGCUGCCUAUGCCACCACUGACCUGGAUCCGCCUCGACUGUCCUUGACGGUGCUCGAAGAGGGCCUUGAAGAGCUGGACACCAACAUCGACAUCGGCAGAAACACCGUCAGCUUCAGAAAGAUUGGCGAGGAUGACCUUUCACUUCUGUGCACUGCUCGAGGGCAACAAUAUGAUGAAGUUCGAGAAGGAUGGAAUCCCGACGAUUGGCUUGAUUACCGAUUUGAGCUUGACCAUUGGCGUGAAGAAGCUGCCAAUGCCGAAAAGGCCCUUCAAGAAAUCCGAGCUGAACUUUCAUGGGGCGAUCCAUGUCCCCAUCCACGUGAUGUUCAAGAUGAUGGCCAGCCGCGCGAUGAUUCUCAUGUCUUUGAGGCCCUGAUGGCACAGCAGCCUCAGCUCAACAGAAAGACCAAGAAGAUUCAGGCCAUGUCCAACGCUGUGGAUGGAGGUGCAGCCCAAGGGCAUCACAAGGGCCUGGAAGACAUGAUCCUGGCCGCUUCCAUGUUCUCCCAAUGCCGAGCUCCACUAAUGCCACCAACACCUUCUGAUGGCUAUGAGCCAAGCACUGCGCCUGACAUCAACCAGGAACUGCCACCAGUUCCUGAAGAUGAUGACGAUUUCAUGAAGGAGCUCAGCCAUGAGUGGUGGUUUCUUGUUUUGUCAGUGUGGACAGUGUGGACCCACGAGUUUCCCUUUGAAGCCAAGAGCCGCAUGGCUGUACAAGGGCAAGUGUAUGAAGCCUCCAUCAUACCGUGUUUGCAGAAGCACUCUGGCUGCCGAGCCGACGGGAUUACUUUAACUGGUAUUGAAGAUGGUGACUACUUGCGAAGUCUCCUGAUCGAGCUCAAGUAUCCUGGCAAGAAGAUUCUCGGCUUGGACCUCCAAUUUCAGAAGGCGAUGAUGGCUUGCUUUACGGGUGCAAACAAAGAGCUUGGAAAGCACCCUCAACAAGGUAGACAUGCCAGGAAGACAGCCAAAAGGGAUCAAAAGGGCUGGGAUCACGAUGGCUGUGGAUCCGAUGCAGUUGCUGACUAUGAAAUUCUCUGCUACAAAGCUGGACUACGGAGCAGGUCAGUCUUCGGCGGCCACGAUGGCAUCAUCCAGGCGAUUCAGGAUGGCAUGCAAGCUGUCGAUUUUGCGAUUGGUGACGAGGCGUAUUUGCUGUGUGACUUCUUUGCUGUGAAACCUCUUUGCUGUGAGACAUUUUUGCUGUGGGACUUCUUUGCUGUGCCUCGCCCGGCAGCUCCUUUGAAUCCAGUGGAAAGUAGCAGUCUUGGCAAGGCGGCAGUACUGGAGAUGAGCGGUUGGACAGGUACGCUGGCCGUGAAUAGGGGUCUUGCACUGUUGAAUAUGAACGAUCGCAAUUUCAUUCGGUUGGUCGAGACAAUUGUUUUUUUGGAACCUCCGCCUGAGGGUGAUCCACCGGAGGAUUCAGAGAAUCCGUUUGGAGCCUGUGAGCACUUGGACCUGUCGUAUCGCAUUUGGAACAUUCGUGGCUCAGUGAACAUCCGCCUUGAGAAGGUGGGAGACAAAGCAGUGAGACAUGGCCAAUGGUCUUUGCUGCAGGCUCGCAGUUCACGGACAGUUUCCCAGUCGCCUUACUAUUUUGAUGAUGCAGAUUUACAGUUCUUAAGACACGCCUCCUUUUCGGAGGAAUGUGCAACACUCACCUAUCACUGGAUCAAAUCCCUGGCCUGGCCUGAGACGGAGUGCGCAAUGUUUUGGCAUUCGAAAGCUGCAGAGGCCGCAGCCUUGGUUCG
This is a messenger RNA of Cladocopium goreaui, 2504 nucleotides long. The record is from the annotation of a GenBank genome assembly. Lineage: Eukaryota; Dinophyceae; Suessiales; Symbiodiniaceae.